GGGUUCAAACUAAUUGGGGUUAAUUAAAAUUGGAUGGGGUUGCAAAAGAUAUAAUAAAAUAUCAGGCUAUACUUAGUCUGUCAUCUGGGCGGUUCACGUCGCCGGCAGCCGGAUGAGUUCUGUAACUACGCAUGCGCUUGUUUUGGGGUUGGGGUGGAAACGGAAAUAAAAGAAGGAUAAUAAAUAACAGGCAAAACUGGAAUGAGCCACAACACAACAAUUGUCAGUCACUGCUGCCGCCGCCGCCGCCUUGUGCUACAGCAUUUUGCGGCAUCGAUUUUAAGGUCACAUUCAGAUCCCUAGCUAAAGAUUAACAACAGUAGAACUAGCACAACCAGUUUGCGGAUCUCGUUUAUCGUCUAAUGUCUGCUAGACGUUACUAUUUCGGAGCAGAGAAACGUUACAAUACCUCCGGAGAAGACAAGGUUUGUCAAGAUGAGGGGCCUUUGUACCCUCGCGACGGCAACAACAACAAUGACAAUGACGAUGCGAACAAUGAGCCAGAGCCCGACGCCGACAAGGACGACGACUCUGAGUUUUUGCAAGAUGUGCCAUACUCGUCUAGCAGCAUCGACCGCAGCUCAAUUGGCUCCAUACCCUGGGCAGAUGAUGCCAUCAAAAAGAACAAACUGGAUUGGGAGCGCGUUGACCGCAUGAUAAGCGGCGAAGAAGCGCUAUCGGAGCUGGAGCCAGAGCUGCGACACGAAAUCGCUGACUGGCAACACAAAUUCCCCAGUUUAUUAGCCCGCAAAGCGAAGCCACUCAAACCGCAAAGUUUUGACAGCAGUCGUAACACAACAGGACGGAAUGAAGUGCCAGACGAAUCUGGGGACAUAGACUCUAUAUCAGAUCUUAGCCUAAACUCUCUAGAUGAUUAUGACGAAAGGGAUGAGGACGACGAUGGCUUUCUCACCCCAACUGUCGCGCGUCAACGCGAGCACGAGCAUCUUUUACCAUCUGAUCGAAAUUAUUUGCGUCCUGCCCAAAACCUUGUGACUAUACUAGACAGAGAUCUACACAUUACGUCGGUUGCGCUCAAGCUGCGUAGGCGUGAGCACACCCAGCAACCGCAAGCACCAAUCACGCCGCAGUCGGCUACAGUGACACACUCACGUCUGCGAAUGCCACCUAUUCUCAACGUACUGGACUCGAAUCGACGUUUUCGCGGGCUCCUCAACAACCGUAGCUUUGUGCAACUGACGCAGGUGCAGCAGCAACCAAAAUCAGCGGCAUUGACAUAUGCCAGCAGCGCGGAGAGACGGCACCAGGCAGGAGUUAGAUCGGCCUGGAACAUGCCCAUGGCUGCCAGCCGAUUCCUAAACAACAAGCAUGCAAUUGUGUUGCCUUCACUGAACCGUCACAGAGACUUCAGCACGACUGCCACCACAUCUGGCCAAAGCAAUUCCAGUGGGAGUGGCGCACACAGCAACAAUAUAGUCACUCUUGGCGCAAUUCCUCACGGGAAGGGAAGAGAUUACAAUGUCCAGCAUUCGCAUCAGAAUGGCCUGCCUCAAGACCAAGUCACAACAAAUUCAACUACCCCUUCAACGGGUCGAUCUAUCUCAGCAGCAAUUCAUCAUCCACGGUCGCAGUUUGCCACCAGUAGUGCCUUUUACAUACCGUACAGUGCCUCAAAAUUUAAAGCGUUUAAGUAGCCAAAAUCUCGUUGUAUACAACUAGCAAUAAAUUUUGAAUGCGA
Molecule: messenger RNA, 1699 nt
Organism: Drosophila montana
Lineage: Eukaryota; Metazoa; Arthropoda; Insecta; Diptera; Drosophilidae
Exons: 1
Coding region: 363-1655 (430 amino acids)
Source: RefSeq, a predicted model, not a curated record